AAGCUCCGUGGCUCGUGAGAGUCGACAGAAAGCGCAAUACCUGCGCUGGUGCCCGGUCUUCAUCGAUAUCACCCAUCCUGAGGACACCUCUACCUCCCUCCCAGCGAGCAUACACCCAGAGACAACCGUUCAACGUCGACGAUGGCACAACCCCGAUCUUCCGUUUCUCCCGUGGAUGCGUCGCGCACGCACAUCGAUGAAGGGACCAGUCCCUCUUCACACAGUACCCCUCCGCCGUCCACAGCCCCAUUGUCGAUCGAGCAUCCGGAGGAAAUCGCACACCCGCUGGACCCAGCCGACUCGAAUGCGCUCGUGCGGCUUCCUUCUGCGGACGGCGAUGCAUCGCGCGAGGAGCGUAUCGACCGGAUCCUGGGAGGGAGUGACACACCUCUACAAAUUCCCUUGCCGCUGAGCAUCUCCUCUCGCAUCCCGCUCGAGAUAUUCGAAGGCGUAAUCGACGAGAUGUCGAGCGGGACGUUGCCCGCCGCUGCAUUGGUCUGCGCGGUGUGGUAUCCGCGCGCUAUGCGUAACCUCUACCACACGAUCUAUCUUUUUGAGCGUUCCCGCUUCGAAGCCCUGGCCAAGUCCAUGCGCACGUUUCCGCGCGUCAGGGGUUGGCUCUCGAUGACCCGCAGUCUAUAUGUCUGGCAUGUUGGGUACCUUCCGACGCCAAAUCCAUCGUGCAAGCGGCAAUAUACAGACCAAUUCCUCCAUGCCGUUCCUCUGACCUUCGGUCGCGCCAUGUCGGGUUUGCAGUCUCUUGAGCUGGACGGGCCCGUUGCCCCAUACCUGAUUCCGAAGUUCACGCUUGCCCUUUCUUAUUUCAAGGCCCUCAAUUCAUUGCGCUUGUACAUCAGGCUGAACAACGUCGCUGAACAAAUGCGUAUCAUUGCUGCCUCCCCUCACUUGACAGACCUCGGCUUGCCUUUCACCAUGGACCAUCCCGAGCAUAGGAUAUCAACCCCAAAGCUGCGGCCUGAUUGUAGUCUUGGUAUCCGGCUGCGUUCCCUCAGCAUCGCAUGUUCGGUGUCCGCCACGCUACUCAUCGAUUGGCUCGUGGACUCGGGCUUCGUUGGCUCUCUCCAAACCCUUGACAUCAUGCGGUCCUCUGGCUUCUCAGAGAUGGCCGAGCAAGUUGACCGUGUCCUCGGAGCAGCUAGACUGUCUCUUGUGUCUUACUGGGAACAAAGUGCAUUUUACGCGACGGAUAUGGGUCUCAAGACCCGUAGCCACGGCAAUCUCAUGCACAAUACCAAUUUGCGAUCGUUACGUUUCGAACCACUCAUGGCGUACCCCGGGAAAUGGUCUGAUGGCUUAUUGCGGAUGGUCGAUGACUUCGUCGAACUACUUGCCACGAUACGUGGUUAUAGGCUCGAACAUAUAUCAAUCAGGUUGAUCUGCGAUCUUGCUGGAGAUACGACCAACAAAUUACGGGCUGCAUUCGAAAUGCUCUCGUUGAAAGACCUGCAUGACAUCAUGCGCCGACCUUACUUCGGCACGCUCAAGGCCGUCGAGGUGAACAUAGUGCCUAGCAAUAGCCACUUAAAGGGCGUCAACCCGUACUCCGGAUCCGUGGGCAAGGCAAGAGCAGACAUUCUUGCUUACGGACUUCUCGAUGUGAUUCGCGGGUUGCUCCAACCGUGGUCUGAUCGAGGUAUACUUGACCUCACCCCCUUGACCUCAGUCGCUCGGAGUACGAUGCAAGGCCCAGAUCCAUUUGAAUCCCCACGCUUUCUAUCCAGAAAAGGAGAGCCAGCCCUUGAAGACUGAGCGUCGGUACUACGCGGGAUUCGAAUCUACUUGGACCGUUGGACACGAAUACAUGCAGCAACUGCGUUGCACCAUACGCUACGAAUUAUGGCUGUUCUUCUACCUACUUCUCGGUACCGACGACUACAUCGUCACCUUUGAGCUUAGCUUUCUUCCAGACCCCUCCAUCCGCCGCUCCUGGGUGUUAUUGUGUACAAUAUAAUUGCGGCAGAUCAACUGUCGUUCUUCAUGACUUAAGACUCACGAUACGC
Messenger RNA from Rhodofomes roseus, 2021 nucleotides. RefSeq lists its product as uncharacterized. The coding region runs from base 142 to 1770 and encodes 542 amino acids. The transcript has 4 exons. The record is from RefSeq and is a predicted model, not a curated record. NCBI's taxonomy places the organism in Eukaryota, Fungi, Basidiomycota, Agaricomycetes, Polyporales, Fomitopsidaceae.